Molecule: messenger RNA, 4883 nt
Organism: Toxorhynchites rutilus septentrionalis
Lineage: Eukaryota; Metazoa; Arthropoda; Insecta; Diptera; Culicidae
Gene: Calx
Product: sodium/calcium exchanger 3
Exons: 10
Coding region: 1698-4469 (923 amino acids)
Biological process (GO): cell communication; sodium ion transmembrane transport; calcium ion import across plasma membrane
Cellular component (GO): axon; sarcolemma; postsynapse
Molecular function (GO): calcium:sodium antiporter activity
Source: RefSeq, a predicted model, not a curated record
UGAAUCGUCUGGUGGUCGUUGCGGCCGUGUCGCCAUACACCCCAUAUCGAAGCGAUAGAAAUCGCCGUGGCCGCGUCGUCGUCGUUGCCGUCGUCUGUCUCUGCGUAGAGCGCGUAGUUUGAGCUCUGUGUUGGCCCCUUGUUUCUCACAUGCCGUCACCACCGUCAUCAUCAUCGUCAUCAUCGGUAUCGGCAGCUGCAUCAUUGGAAUCAUCAACGCGCAUUUCUUCGAUGUGCAAUUUUUUUUAGUGUGAAUGAUGUGCGCGUCGCGGCGCUGUCCGAGACCCGCGUGCUGAAGCUCUGACCGAUAGGAGAGACAUCGCCGGCAGAUGGAUUCGAAUUACCCCGCGUCGAAAUUGAAGCACGAAAGUAGUGACUAGUGACCGAAGAAGAAUAAACAGCGAGAGCUAUACUAAUUUUAAAACCCUUUUAACUAGUGUAACGCAGAAGUGGAUUAACGAGAAAGAGCCAGGAGACUGCGGCAGGAAAAUAGUGACGGCCAAAGGCCACAGUUUUCUCUAAGAAUAGUUAGUUUUGCCACCUCUAGACGCAAGAAGAAAUUAUAAUAGCGGAAUAUAUAAAAGUUGAAAUUUCUUUAUUUUUUGCCGGGCCUUUCAACGAAAAAGGAGCCAAUCCGAUUGUGUGAUGAGUGUCUGCGCGCGGAGUGAUUAUUUUUAGUAUAGAAAGCAAAGUGAGAAAGAGAGCCCACCCUCGAAAGGCAAAAAAAAAAGUGUAACAACAAGUGUUCUUACGUCUGCUCUGUACAUAUCGAAGCGAGAUGAAAGUGAUGAAAUAUCAUACGUAGAGUUGAGAGCGAAAAAGUAGUGUACGCGAGUGAAUUCGACUUUUUGUGGCCGAACAGCCAAAAUCGGAACUUCAGCCGAGCGCCAGGAGAAGGCGCCACCUGUGCCAAGUGUAAUACGGUCUCACUUUACGUUGGAUUCUCCACGCGGAAUCCACUAUGGAAAAAGCACUCGGAUCCGCACGUGAUCGUCCGAGAUACGGAUCCAGCAGAAGCAGUUAGCGGCUUCACAUGCAAUUGGUGGCUUUUCUCUCUGCACUACAUCGAAUACUGCACAACUAGUCUGAACAGUUCAUAGUAUCAGACAAACAAACUUUCGAGUAUCCCUUCUACACUGAAUCAACCAAUCGAACCGUUCUCCACACACUCGCGGUGAGCGUUUAUUCAUCUUCAUUUGUUUACACGCGAACUUGAGCUAUAACUCAUCAAGCGCAGCCACCGAUCGACCCUCGCGACCCAUAAGGAUCCGUCUAAUCUACGUCGUCUGCAGUCUACCGAGUGAGGGAGAAUACCUCUGAACAGCUCAGGAUCGAACAACUGCCAUCAACACUGUCUUGGGCAAGCAAGCCAAGGCUUCGGAGAUCUUUCGGAGGAUUAGUCGUAGGCUUGCUGUAGAGAAUAUAUACACACAGCACUUACCGCAACACGUGCACCACCUAACAAUCUCGUUUUGCACCACGUUCCUCUAACUAGUGAACCCAGUAGUAGCUGUAGCACUUUCGUGUACCUUAUUGGAUGUGAUUGGUAGUGGUAGUACAGUAGAUAUACCCGGUAGUACGUGUGUACGUGUGUAUUGCUUCAGCUUGUUGGCACAUUUUUCAGUACUCAUCCCAAACGAAUUGGAUCGAAUUGGAAGUCCCCCUCACCCGUUCAGUGACUAAUCACACCACCUGACAAUGGGUUUCAGCGUACGUAGGCCGUUGGGGCUGGGUAUCGGCGUCCUCCUCGUAAUCGCAUUAUCAGCGGCAACAGCGUCAGUAAAUAACGGUGGCAGUAGCGGCACGCCUUCGAAUCAGUCGGUUUAUGCAACGCCGAAGGCCAGUGGCCACCACGCGGAAGAUAGCGAUACUACCUGUCAGGAAGGAUUGUUAUUGCCCGUGUGGAUGCCACAGGAAAACUUGACCACGGGUGACCGCAUCGCACGUGGUAUGGUGUACUUCCUCGCAAUGAUGUAUCUGUUCAUCGGUGUGUCGAUUGUUAGUGACCGGUUUAUGGCUGCUAUUGAAGUUAUAACUUCGAAGGAGAAGGAGGUCAGAAUAAAGAAAACGGGCUGCGAGGACCAGAUUGUGGUGGUCCGCGUGUGGAACGAAACCGUAGCUAACCUCACCCUGAUGGCACUCGGCUCGAGCGCACCAGAAAUUCUCUUGUCAAUUAUCGAAAUUAUAGCUAAAAAAUUUACUGCAGGCGACUUGGGUCCCGGUACUAUUGUCGGUUCGGCUGCCUACAAUCUCUUCGUUAUCAUCGCAAUUUGCGUUCUGGUUAUACCCGACGGGGAGGUACGAAAAAUUAAACAUUUGCGAGUAUUCUUCGUGACGGCGACGUGGUCGGUGUUUGCUUAUAUCUGGCUUUAUCUCAUCCUAGCACAAUUUAGUCCUGGUCGUGUAGAUGUAUGGGAGGGUUUCGUCACGUUUAUGUUCUUCCCUGCUACGGUAGUGACGGCCUACAUCGCUGAUCGGAGAUUACUGAUAUAUAAAUAUCUGAACAAGCAGUACCGUAUGAACAAGCGUGGCGUCAUCGUACAGGUCGAGGCCGAGUCGGCGCUUGAAAUGAAUAAUCGGGACGAAAAAUUGAAUACUAUCGAUGAGAACGGCGGCAUAACGGAGGAGGUGCGCGACUUCGAGGAGUCGCGACGAGAGUACAUCUCCGCGUUGAAGGACUUACGCAAAAAAUACCCCCAACAUGAUCUCGAGCAGCUCGAGAUAAUGGCCCAGGAACAGUUGAUGAACAAAGGACCCAAGUCGCGUGCUUUCUAUCGCAUCCAAGCAACUCGCAAGAUGAUGGGCAGUGGAAACAUCAUGCGGAAGAUCUCCGAACGGGCACAGUCCGACCUGAGUGAAGUCAAAGCCGAACUGCAGCGCGUAGAUGUUGACGAUCCGAUCGAGGAAGACGUUCCCUGUAAGGUCUUCUUCGAGCCCGGUCACUACACGGUGAUGGAGUCGGUCGGUGCGUUCGAUGUGCGCGUCGUGCGUCGCGGCGAUUUGUCUUUCAAAAUUACGGUCGACUACGAAACGGAGGACGGUUCCGCGGAGGCCGGCUCGGAUUACAUUGGCAAGAAGGGCACGCUCACGUUCCCUCCCGGCGUCGACGAGCAGCGCUUCCAGAUCGAGGUCAUCGACGACGAAGUGUUCGAACAGGACGAGCACUUCUACAUACGCCUGAGCAACGUAUCCGAUCCGGCGAUGCUGUCCACUCCGAAGGUGGCUACCGUUAUGAUUCUGGACGACGAUCACUCGGGUAUCUUUGCUCUGGUCAGCAAGGACCACGAACUGGUCGAGUCGGUCGGCCAAUACGAGCUGAAGGUACAGCGGUACAGUGGGGCCCGCGGUACGGUGCGUGUACCCUACUGGACGGAGGACGGAACCGCAAAGACGGGCAGAGACUACGAGGAGCAGCGCGGCGAGCUGAUUUUCGAGAACAAUGAAGUCGAGAAAGUAAUCCAGCUUUGCAUCAUUGAGGAGGGCAGCUACGAGAAGGAUGUGCUGUUCUACGUGAACAUUGGCGAACCCAAACAAAGUGGAGAUGACGAAUUGGCAGGCCUCAUCGAGGCGGCGGAAUCGAAAGCCCCCGAGGAGCUGACGGAGGAGGACAAGAUGGCACUACUUGGCAGGCCCAAGGCCGGUGAUAUUGUCAGGGCACAACUUAGGAUAAAAGAAAGUAAAGAAUUUAAGUCAUUCAUUGCGAGGACGUUAAUCCUAAACACCGUAGAUAAGCUAGUCCAGCGAGCGAAUGCUUCCAUCCUGAUUGGUACCUCAUCGUGGAAGGAGCAGUUCAUCGAAGCGAUCACCGUCAGUGCGGGGGACGACGAUGGCGACCACGAGGGCGAUGAACCGCCAACACCAAGCUGUUCAGACUAUCUCAUGCAUUUCCUCACCAUCUUCUGGAAGAUACUUUUUGCCUUUAUUCCACCAACAGACAUGGCCGGCGGAUAUCUUUGCUUUGUGUUUUCUAUUUUCUGCAUCGGUGUGGUGACGGCCAUCAUCGGCGAUGUCGCGUCCCACUUUGGCUGCUCGCUGGGAAUAAAGGACGCCGUUACUGCCAUCGUGUUUGUCGCGCUGGGAACGAGUAUACCUGAUACGUUCGCCAGUAAGGUCGCUGCCAUUCAGGACAAAUACGCUGACGCCAGUGUGGGCAACGUUACCGGCAGUAACGCCGUCAACGUUUUCCUCGGUAUCGGUGUUGCCUGGUCCAUCGCGGCGGUCUACCACGCAUGGCACGGGCGAGCCUUCGAGGUGCAACCGGGAACAUUGGCCUUCUCGGUGACUCUGUUCUGCUCUGAGGCACUCAUAGCGAUCCUUGUGCUGAUACUGCGCCGGAACAAGAAGAUCGGCGGUGAACUAGGUGGUCCCAAAAAGGCCAAAUAUGUGACGGCGGCCUUCUUCUUCUCGCUGUGGAUCAUCUACCUGGUGAUUAGCAGUUUAGAGGCGUACGGGGUGAUUCAGGGUUUCUAAACGCCUGAACGAAGGUGUCACUUCGCAACCACACACCAUACUUACUCGUUCGCAGCACUACGCAACCACCUAUAUCGAUUCCAUGUGUUUUUUUUUGUGUUUUAUCGUUAUUUUUGGAAGUAAGGCGUGUAGAAGGUGCGACAGGAGGAGAGAUCUUAAAAUUUUUUGGAUCCAAAGAUGUGUAGCGGGCGCCCAGUUUUAUUUGCUUACCGUUUGGAGUCUAGUCUCCCAUAUUUUAUGUUAAGGGAUAGGUAUAUACCAUAGGAAACUAUCCUCCACUGCGGAAGCAAGUGAAAUACAAGACAUUUUAGUUUACUACCUGUGUAUUGUUGAUAAUAAGAGAUAAGAGAGCGUUAUAGUUUUUAGAUGUUAGAGGCAGCAGAUGCGCCGUUCACGAAGUAAGCAAGGCUCCCU